UUUCAAGCCGAGAAGAAGGCUCUGUUUUGAAAAUGGCUGGAGUGAGCGAGUGUUUUAAUAUUGGAAGUGUCGUAGCUUGUAAAACGUGCUAUGAGAAAGAAAUUGAAGGAGAAGUUCUGGCCUUCGACCCUCAAACGAAAAUGCUGAUUUUGAAAUGCCCUGCUUCAAGCGGUCGGCCCUCUCGUAAUGACGUGCACAUGGUUAAUCUUUCUAUGGUCAGUGAUGUUCAGGUUAAAAAAGAAGCAACUGCCCCGCUGGAACCGACCCAGUCUCUGAAUCUUCAAAGAUUAAAUACCAGAGUACGAAAUCAAAUAGAAGAAAAGAGGAGGCUUGUGACAGCGCUUGCAGCUGGUGUGUCUCCAGAAGGCCAGAAAUUAUUCCUCACUAUUACUAAGACUAUUAAUGAAGCAACUUGGCAAGGGCCUGAUAUUGUUGUUUGGGAUACUGUGACUAUUUCACCACCAUAUACCCCUGACAAUGUUAAAGGUCAGGCUGAUAGCAAGGCCUAUUUGCACAUAAGGAAAGUGGUUGAAAAGCACACAAAGGAUAUGGCUGCAGCAGAGGCUUCUUCACGAGUAAGUGGCGCAUCGUCUCCAAGUGGUCAACAGUCGCCCUCUCCUGGCCCUGUGCCCGCAUCUCAACCACCAUUGCAGCAGCAGGCUGCUUCCAAUUAAUAGUGGUACAAGAUUGUGAACAACCAACAAGUGAUUUCCAUGUGUGCAGAGUUGUCCAAAAUGCAGAAAGAUAUCUCAGAAGUGGGAAUUGUGGACUUCUUUGUGUGACUGUUUCCUUCUUCAAGAAAAUGGUCUGUGUAUCCACUCAUAGUAAAUUUUUGGGAUGAAUGCCCUUAUUGACUGUACUCCCCCAUUCAUGUGAUUUUAGUUUAUUCCGGGCCCAUGUUGAGCAAUAGUGGCAAAUGUAAUUCCAAAAUCAUAGGAUAUGUUAGAUAGAAUUGUGUUGUCAUCUCUACUGUUGCGGGUAAUUUGGAAGAUUACCUCUGGUAUUUAAAGCAGAGGGUGGAACUCUUAAUUCAUGUCUUUUCUAAGCACAUGUGAUCUGCAUGUUAGCUUUAUUUCUGUGGCUUCCAGAGGUGGUAAAGUCUCAUCAAUGAAGUGUUGCAGAUUCUUCUUUUUUCUUUCUUUUUUGUUGUUAUUAUUGUUGAGGGAUUAUGUGUGCGAGCCACAUACGCAUACUAAACUUUUGUUUGAGUAUAAGCAACUCUUAACUAAUAAAAUCUCAUUACAAACGAA
Messenger RNA from Thrips palmi, 1250 nucleotides. It is a transcript of the gene Lsm12a, whose product is annotated as protein LSM12 homolog. NCBI's taxonomy places the organism in Eukaryota, Metazoa, Arthropoda, Insecta, Thysanoptera, Thripidae. Gene Ontology annotation, molecular function: RNA binding. Bases 33 to 674 code for a protein of 213 amino acids. The transcript is spliced from 5 exons. The record is from RefSeq and is a predicted model, not a curated record.